Molecule: messenger RNA, 1295 nt
Organism: Plutella xylostella (diamondback moth)
Lineage: Eukaryota; Metazoa; Arthropoda; Insecta; Lepidoptera; Plutellidae
Molecular function (GO): 2-oxoglutarate-dependent dioxygenase activity
Source: RefSeq, a predicted model, not a curated record
UUUGACAUUCCAUUGUGCAAUGUAAACAUUCAAAUUCGAUUUUAUUCCCAUUUUUACAAAUUAUUUUAAAUAAUGUAACUUAAAAAAGUUUUAUAAUGAAUGGAAAUUUAACAAAAAGCUCCAUAAAUAAAAGCUUAAGAGAUUUGCAAAGUCGUGCUAUCGGUAACGGCGUGAACGUGGUGCUAUUAAACCAGUAUAAUUACAUCUGCAAUUAUAAUGUAACUGUGGAACAGCAGAAAAGUUCUAAAAAGAUUGUGAUUUUCGUAGUAGUUUUUAUAUUUUUAUUAUUAACUGUAAGCAGCAACGUAGUGGAUAGUUUUCUAAGCGCAAGGUGUUUAUUUCCGAGCAACUACUUGAUAUGGGAGGCCACCAGGCCGCUCGCUGAUUGUAAUUACUGUAUAAACGUUACUAAACCGGUAGUUCUACGAAACAUCACCCGGCGGGAGUUUGCGAAAUAUGCAUAUUCAUCCAGACCUAUUAUAGUAAAGAAUGCAAUAAGCCACUGGAGGGCUACUAAAGAGUUCAACUUCCACUUGUUCAAGAGGCUCUAUGAGCAGACGGAGGGCAGCUACGAGAGCUUGGAAGAUGGAUGCCAGUUCCUUAACUUUAAAACUGAUUUGUAUUCACUGAAGGAAGUGUUUGACAUGCCAGACAAGAGAGCCAGGAAUGCAGCUGGAGAGCAGCCUUGGUAUGUUGGAUGGGGCAAUUGCCAUCCAGAUAUCCUAGCAAAAGUGAGGAAGUACUACAGCAUUCCCGAGUUUCUGCCUGAAGACGCAGAGUUUGCAGCCACUGAAAAUAUUUUCUUUGGAUAUGAAAUGGGGGCAGUUAUGCAUUUGGACUACAUUCCCAGAUUGAUGUGGCAAGGUCAGGUGAGUGGCAACAAGACGUGGGCCAUCGCGCCGGUGCCCGAGUGCGACAGUGUGUGCCACAAGUUCCAGUACUAUGUGGAACCAGGUGACGUUGUGUUGCUGGACACCCGCAUCUGGUACCACGCCACGAGCCUCCCCAAGGGUCAGUUUUCCUUGACAGUGCAGUCUGAAUAUGGGUAGAAUAAGUAUAGUGUUUCCGUGAGUGACAAGUACAAAAAUAUGAUAUUCUGUAACAUAUCGAGACCAAAUUUUACAAUGGUUUUGUUUAAUUUUACAAAGUAUUUAUGUAUGUAUGUUUUAUUUAUUCUUGCUCAUAAGCUUUUCUAUGUGCCAUUGAUUGAUGUAGUGCAACUACUUUCUUCUGCCAAAUUAGUUAAGAUAAAUUAAAUUGUCUUUCUAUGUUCUUGUUAAUAAACUUUAUCAUUU